Meloidogyne enterolobii is the source of this 348-nucleotide messenger RNA. The record is from the annotation of a GenBank genome assembly. NCBI's taxonomy places the organism in Eukaryota, Metazoa, Nematoda, Chromadorea, Rhabditida, Meloidogynidae.
AUGAAUGCUCCUCCACGUUAUGAAUCUUUUCUUCUUGAUGAGGGAGAAAAAAAGAUUGAAAUUGAAAAAGAUACAAAAGUUCCAAAUGCGGCAGUGUUUACUUUAAAUAAAGAAGACCAUACUUUGGGUAAUAUGAUUAAACAUCAGUUGUUAAAAGAUCCUCGUGUGCUUUUUGCUGGUUAUCGAAAUCCUCAUCCAUUAGUACAUAAAGUUCUUUUGCGAGUGCAAACUGAUGCAACUACAACACCGGCUGAAGCACUUGAUUCAGCAAUAACCGAUUCUAUUGCAGAGAUGUCACUUUUAGAGGAGCGAUUUAGGGAUGCUUUUAGAGAGAAACGAGAAGAGUGA